AUGGAGAGUAAAGAAGGCGAGCGUGGGGAGAUGGAUUCUCUCUCUGUUGCGGGGGGCUCUGCAGGGGCCCCUGAGGGGGCUGAGGCCCAGCCUGGUGUGGUGCUGGGGGAGCCUGAGAGGCCCCCCAGCGAGCGAGCUGCUGCCCCGUUAGAGAAAGUGGUGACCUCUGCUGCCGAGGAGAGAGAACGCAAGGCUAUGAAGAGAGACAGGGAGAGCGUACAUGUGCUGCAUUCCUUCCCCCUAACGAGAGGAGUAGCAGCAGAGCAGCAGCAACAGCAACAGCAGCAGCAGCAGCAGCAGCAGCAGGAGCAAGUGAAUUCUGGCCUGAUAGGCUCUGAGGGGCUGACGCCAGCUAAGGAUUUGGUGGAGGAGACGAUGGCUGCGUUUGGGGAGAUGCGGGGCUGGGAUCGAGUGAAGGCGUUCCCGUCUCUCUUUCUGUUUCUACCGGCCACAGAUUUCUGGCUCAAUGCUCUUUCUCUGCUGGGUAUGGUGUUGUCUGCUGGGGUGUUCGUGGCGGGUGCAGCAAGCGGGGGAGUUGUGCUGCUGCAGUGGCUGCUGUAUCUGACGCUGGUGAGCGUGGGCCAGGAGUGGUAUGGGUUUGGGUGGGAGUCGCAGCUGCUGGAGACGAGUUUCUUAGCUAUCUGGCUGUGCCCCUUCUGGAGCUGCUCUCGCUUCCCCCGCAGCUGGCCUGUCCCCUAUGCAUGCUUGUGGGGGGGCCGAUGGCUGCUGCUGCGUCUCUUCCUGGGGACGGGGCUCAGUCUACUGAGAGGAGACAGUGCGUGGCGAGACCUCUCCGCCUUGGCUUACUACUUCGAGACACAGCCGCUGCCUUCUCCUCUGGCCUGGCUCCUGCACCAUCAACACCACUGGCUGCAGGUGGCUGAGGCUGUUCUCUGUCUCCUUAUGUUCUGUGUCGUCCCCUUUCUCGCCGUGCUACCUAGCAGGCGUUGCCGCCUCAUUGGUGGGGUGUCUCUGCUUGUCUUUGGGCUCUGCAAUGCUUGUGUGGGGAACGCUGCGUUUGCCCCGUGGCUGUCUCUGGCUCCUGCUAUCCUCUGUCUCGAUGACUGCUUCUUGUCUUGUCUCUUCUCCGUCAAAACUCUAUCGAGGCUAGAAGCACUCACAUGCGGCCUGGGGGGGGACUGGUCCUGUCCCCUCAGCCAGGGCUGGCCAAUGGACUCCCCUGCUGCACCACAGCAGCAGCAACCAGUAGACGAAGAGGCACAGACACUCCUAGAUCAAUCCAACACCAGUGCGAAGGGUCAGCAAGGUGCAGGAGAAGGGCGGAAGAGGUCUUGCUGCUGCUACUACUGGCCAGACUUUGUUGCAUUCCUAGAUAGAUGCCGGUUGCCUCGGGGUUCUGUGGAUGCAGCAACAAAACACCUGGCGGAUAGAUGGUGGAAAGCAGCGAUCGAGGCCACCGUUGCUGCUGCUGUGCUGUGCUGCGCAUGGCAGCUCUCUCGCCCAGAGGCUUGCCCUGUGUGGGCUGUGUUGAGUCAGUUUUUUUUGGUGCUGCUGCAGUCUGCGUUCUCUGCUUUUGUAUCUCGCACCAAAGCUUCUUUCAUAUUCACAGAGAUUGUGCUUUCUAUAGCUACCCUCGCCAGCUUCAGCAAUGUCUUUACUAACGGGCCAGAGGUCUGGAGUGUAUGGCUGGCCUCGUGUCUCGCCACUGUCUUAGUGAUAUUUGCAUACUCAACUCUCAGAAAUGCAGCUCUUGUUAUUAAACUCCAUAUCGAGCUGCUCCUCCUCACUCUCUUCAUCGUCUUGUCCAUACCCGUCGUACAAAAUCUCCUCUCCCCCCAACAGGUAUGCAACGACCCCACUGCAUAA
Messenger RNA from Eimeria mitis, 1827 nucleotides. Its product is annotated as rhoptry protein, putative. Gene Ontology annotation, biological process: protein maturation. NCBI's taxonomy places the organism in Eukaryota, Apicomplexa, Conoidasida, Eucoccidiorida, Eimeriidae. The transcript has 5 exons. The coding region runs from base 1 to 1827 and encodes 608 amino acids. Gene Ontology annotation, cellular component: endoplasmic reticulum membrane. The record is from RefSeq and is a predicted model, not a curated record.